GAGUAAUUUCAGAGCUUACAUUCCAUUUGCAAAAGUGAUUUGAAAACUUUCAGAUACUAACACACUGUAAUUCAGCAGCUUUCCUGAAACAUUGGCCAUACAUUGAUGCCUGCAGAGAUUCCACACAUGGGUUCUAACAGCCUGGUUCUGCCUCUGCAUCGUCCAUUACUUCCACCACUGCUAUCUGUGUUUGCUGUUUCUAGCAGCAUCUCUAACUGUUUCCUAACUCUGAUCCUCAAUUAUACCCUUUAUUACCUCUGUAUAGAAUCACAGAAUCAUUUUGGUUGGAAAAGACCUUGCAAGUCACACAAUCCAGCUGUAAUCCUAACACCGCCAAAUCCACCACUAAACCAUGGAUUUUGUGUCUCAUCCCUUUGUCACCCAGUUUCAUAGCAAUGACUUCGUAGUUUGAGUUCUUAUUGUCCUCCACAGAGCUGAUGGCCCACGUCUGAAGUGCACAUACUUGCUCCAUAGAAGUGUCCAUCAGACAUUAUAGGUGAUAUUUAUUGGCACCAGGCUUAUGAAAAUCUUCAAAUCUUCAUAUCAUACCAAUUCUCAUACUAUGUUUAAGUCUGGAAUCUGAAAAUAAAGCCCCACUGUUACCAUUUCCAAAGUCACUGAUGCCACAGAAUAGAGUUAUAUAUUAAUUUAUGGUGGAUUAUCCAUUCUCCAAAGGCAGUGAACCAGAAAUGCAGUCACUCAUACUCAGUGCUCUUUCCAUCUGCUCUAAACUUUCUCAGCAAUUGUGCCUUUCUUUUGGAAGCUAACUGCAGAAAAGAAAUCUGUGCUCUUGGGGGAAGUAAAGCCCACUAUGGAAUGUGAUGUGUGAUACUAAUGAGGAGCUACAAUUGCUCACAGAACUGGAGGGAGCCAGGAGGAGGGAAUACUUGCCAAUUAAGUACUAGGCAAGGUACAUGAGGAGGAGUUGUAAGAAGUCUCACCUGAUCACAAAUAACCUCUCCAGAUUCUCGCUUUUAUGAAGAAGGGUGAAGUACCAGAGAGCAAUUAUACUUUGCUGUUUUUUAUCAAGAACACUGAAGUAGCUUCUUUCUGCAAAGAAAGGGGUUUCUUCAAAACCCCUGUAUACCUGCUUUUGUGCCAUGAAGACUUUACUUGAAUUUCAAGCGUUGCGGUCCCCACGGAGCAUCCAGACACUUCGGAGGUUAUUCCACCAGUAUCACAAGACUUUUGCACCUUUGAAUUUCUCAGAUUAUGAAGCUAUCGGUCGCUGUGAAAAGCAAGUACCUGAGUACUUCAAUUUUGCAAGUGAUGUGCUGGACAAGUGGUCUCAAAUAGAAAAGGAACGAAAGGGACCAUCAAACCCAGCUCUGUGGUGGAUAAAUGGAAAAGGAGAUGAAAUUAAAUGGAGCUUUGGAGAGCUGGGCUUCCUGUCCCAAAAAGUGGCCAAUGUGCUCUCUGGACCCUGCAGUCUGCAAAGGGGAGACAGGGUUUUAGUGAUUCUACCCCGAAUCCCAGAGUGGUGGCUGCUGAACGUGGCUUGUAUCCGAACAGGUGUUAUCAUCAUCCCAGGGACAACACAACUGACAGCACAAGACAUUUGCUAUCGACUGCUGGCUUCGAAGGCCAAGUGCAUUAUUACAACUGAUGCUCUUGCUCCUGCAGUGGACUCAGUUGCAUCUAAGUGCCAGUUUCUGAAAACAAAGCUAAUUGUAUCUGAAAGCAGCAGGGCUGAGUGGCUGAACUUUAGUGAUUUGCUCAAGGCUGCCCCUGCUGUCCAUAACUGCGUGAAGACUAAAAGUCGGGAUCCAAUGGUAAUUUAUUUUACCAGUGGCACCACAGGCUCUCCCAAAAUGGUUGAACAUUCCUAUGGAAGCUUUGGUCUGGGUUUUUUCCUCUGUGGAAGGUACUGGAUGAAUCUGACUCCCUCAGACAUCAUGUGGAACAUAUCAGACCCUGCUUGGGUAAAGGGAGCUACCGGAAGCAUUUUUGGUCCAUGGUCCCAGGGCACAUGUGUUUUUGUACAUGCCAUGCCACAGUUUGAUCCAAGAGGAAUCUUAAAUACCUUGUGCAGAUACCCAGUGACCACUCUGUGCAGUGCCCCAACUGUCUCGAUGCUGGUACAGCACGACCUCAGCAGGUAUGCAUUCAAGACGCUGAGGCACUGUCUGACUGGAGGGGAACCACUGAACCCAGAAGUGAUGGCACAGUGGAAACGCCAAACAGGACUGACGAUCUAUGAAGGCUACGGCCAAACCGAAAUUGGAAUCAUAUGUGUAAAUAUGAAAGGAAUGAAAAUUAAGCCAGGUUCCUUGGGGAAGGCAGCUCCCCCCUACAAUGUUCAGAUUAUAGAUGGGAAUGGCAGUGUUCUGCCUCCUGGGGAAGAAGGAGACAUUGCUAUCAAAGUGGAUGCGAAGCGGCCAUUUACUUUUUUCACUCAAUAUGUGGGCGAUCCAGUGAAAACAGCUUCCACAAUCCGUGGGAACUUCUAUAUCACCGGAGACAGAGGGAGCAUGGAUGAGGAUGGAUACAUAUGGUUUAUGGGUAGAUCUGAUGAUGUCAUCAUCUCCUCUGGGUAUCGUAUCGGGCCAUUUGAAGUGGAGAGUGCCCUGAUAGAGCACCCAGCUGUGGCUGAGGCAGCUGUUGUAAGCAGCCCAGAUCCCAUCAGAGGGGAGGUGGUAAAAGCUUUCGUGGUCUUGUCUCCUUCUUUUAAGUCACAGGAUCCAAACAAACUGGCCUGUGAAUUGCAAGAGCAUGUCAAGAAAGUCACUGCUCCAUAUAAAUACCCCAGAAAGAUUGAAUUUGUCCAGCAGCUGCCAAAGACAAUCUCUGGGAAAAUCAGGCGGAAUGAACUGAGGAACAAGGAGUGGAGACAGAUUUAGUGUUGAUAAAUGGUUUAAAACAGCCUACCCCUAUCAGUGUCAUUCAUAAUGGAGCUCUUCUGUUACAACUGUAAACACCAAUACAGGAUUAUAUUUCACCUGUUAGGCAGUGAUUGUGCAAUAAUGCACAAAGUUUAAACACUCCAACUGUCUGGUUUUUAAAUGCUUGUGUUCUUGCCUAACAAAAACCAAGCAUCCUUAGCAAGGCAUGUGCAAACACAUCUUCCAGCCAUCUAACAUAAUUCAGAAUUACAGUACAAGUGAUUGUCAGGUGAAAGUGCAGUGUGUUCAUUCUUUGAGACUGGGUAUUUUAACUCACAAGAGGCUUAUUAAUGAGGAAAUCAUGACAGUAUGGAAUGAAGUUCCCAGAAAUGGCCACAGAUCUUGCAUGCAUCCAAAUUAAGCAGCCUGUUUGUAUGAACCUUGAAAGACUCGAGAUUUAGGAAUUAAUGUGUUAACAAUGGAUGUCCACUAAGUGCAAAUUAUGAAAAAUCAGAAGUAAACUGUAAGAUGUGUAGGCACACGAGUUAGUGAGAGAGAGAAGGAAAGUAAACAAAAAAUACCCCACUAACUACCCCUGAGUCUUUGUCCUUAGAAGAUGAAUAGGCUGUCAUGAAUCGAUCACCAACAUCAGCCACCAAUAAACAUUCACAGCUGGCCUUCCUA
Molecule: messenger RNA, 3506 nt
Organism: Pseudopipra pipra
Lineage: Eukaryota; Metazoa; Chordata; Aves; Passeriformes; Pipridae
Product: acyl-coenzyme A synthetase ACSM4, mitochondrial-like
Biological process (GO): fatty acid biosynthetic process; acyl-CoA metabolic process
Cellular component (GO): mitochondrial matrix
Molecular function (GO): fatty-acyl-CoA synthase activity; fatty acid ligase activity
Source: RefSeq, a predicted model, not a curated record